Triplophysa rosa is the source of this 1051-nucleotide messenger RNA. RefSeq names its product caspase activity and apoptosis inhibitor 1. The record is from RefSeq and is a predicted model, not a curated record. Lineage: Eukaryota; Metazoa; Chordata; Actinopteri; Cypriniformes; Nemacheilidae. The transcript is spliced from 6 exons. The coding region runs from base 53 to 916 and encodes 287 amino acids.
GACGUGUGACGUCAUCGGCGCUCGACGGCGGCAGUGUCGCAGGAAUGGAAAGAUGCAGGAGGAGGGAAAGAAAAGAGAGAAAGAAAAGAAGAAGAAGAGGAGAUCAGAACGGGCGUCUGCUGAUGGAGAGGUGAAGAUGAGGAAGAGUGCUGAGUCCCGCGUGGAGGACGUGAGCGAGAAGCCGGAAGCGCAGGAGGUUCUUCAGGAACCCAGUGAUGUGGAGGAAGGUGGACUGGACCUGAAUAAGUCCUUCAAACCCGUCAGCGCUUACAUGCAGGACCGUGAAGAGAUGCUGGAACAGUGCUUUCAUGUGCUGGGAGAGACGAAACUCAAAAACAUGCUGCCCGAUGAGCUCAAGGAGUGUCCUUUAACUGAGAUUAAGAAGCUGUGCUGGGAUCAGUUACAGCAGCUUUCUGACAUUCAUCUGCUGGAGAUUUUGGAAGGUAAAGAGUUUACUGUCACGGCAGCUCCCGAAGAGAAGAAGAACUCGACAGACGGCCAGCAGGACAGCAUCGUGGACUCCACCUCCUGUCUGAAAGAAACGGAAGAAAAGCAAGGUUCAGGAUCAGAAGAGGACAGUGAUGUUCUGAGCAUCAACGCCGAUAUCGACGACAGCGACAUCGAGGGUCAUAAAGACGUCAAACCUGAAGAAGCGUCACUCGAGGCUCCUCCUCCCACCCCACCUGUCCAAUCGUCCGAGCCCAAGGUGGAGCUUCAGCAGGACAUCGACAGAAGCGUCAGUGAGAUUCUGGCUCCGACGCCCUCCGUCACCAAGAAAGAUGUGACGCCGGCCGGCCCGGACAGAGGACGGACGGAGCAGCCGUCUGCUCAGCAGCUGGAGUUGCUGGAGCUGGAGAUGAGAGCGAGGGCCAUUAAAGCGCUCAUGAAAGCCGGCGAGAUGAAGAAACGGGUUUGAUACUGAACGCUCGGUUUAAUGCUGGGACCACGGGGGUGAUGUGAUGUUUGAUUUUGUUCCAGCACUGACUAAGAAACCGCACGCGUUAUGUCCUGAAACUGUAUAGUAAAAUAAAGAACAGUCUCGUUUUGUUUA